GUUCGCCCCGGAAAUCGAGCCCUUCCCCGGCUCUACAAUCGUUGUCUGCAGUCGGCUGGAAUCUGCUCAGGCGUGGAGAGCUCUGAUUUCUGAGGACUCGGCCCUGCCCCUCAGCGAGGGCAUCAAGUAGAGGACGAUGGCGACAGUCCUGCCCACCGGCCGUCACCAGGAAUCAGUGACCUUCGAGGAUGUGGCUGUGGACUUCACACCAGAGGAGUGGGGACACCUGCACCAAUCUGAGAAGUUGCUGUAUAGGGAUGUGAUGCUGGAGAACUACCACAACCUGGUCUGGCUGGGACUAGCAGUUUCUAAACCAGAUGUGAUUGAGCAGUUGGAGCGAAGGAAAGUGGUUUGGCUGUCAGAGAGAGGUGGCCCAAGAAGCACCUGUCCAGAUUGGGACCCUAGGCCUGCAAUCAGGGAAUCCACUCCAAAGAUUGGCUUCUUCAUGGAAAAACCAUACCAAGAAAGAAUUCACAUGGGUAGUCUCCAUGUCUCCAAGUUUGGGAAAGCCAGGAAAUGUGCUUUAUUAGAAAAACAGCAAAGCAAUAAAGAGAAACUAUGUAGACAUAUGCAGAUCGUUGAAAUGAAGACUUCCAAUCAAGUCAGAGAACAUGCAUACAAAAAAUAUAAUGGAGGCUUCUGCCAAGGAACAAUCUUUUUUCCACAACAUAAGAUGUCUCUGGGAAGGCAUCUUCAUCAGUGUGAUACAGAGCAAAGGAGAGUCAGAUUACAUUCAUACCUGAAUAAACAGAAGAGAAUUUCCUUAAAGAAGAGGUUUUCUAGGUAUAAAGAAUGUGAGAAAUUGUUUAGUUAUGGCUCAGACCUUAAUGAAAAUCACAGGCAGCUUAGUGGAGAGAAAGCACAUUCAGGGAAUGAAUGUGAUCAGACUUUGUCCAGUACCAUAAACAUUUCUCAGAAUCAGAGGAUUCAUACUGUAGGAAAAUGUUAUGAAUGUAACAAAUGUAGUAAAGCUUUUAAUCAGAAGAUAGGACUUAUACAACAUCAGAGAAUUCAGGCAUGUAAUGACUAUAAAAAUGCCUACCCACAGAAAGCUGACAUUACUAUCCAUAAUAGAAUUCAUACUGGAGAAAAAGCUCAUGAAAGUAAUGGAUGUGAAAAGGUCUUCAGGCUGAAGAGAACAUUUACUGACAAUCAGAAUGCUCAUAAGGUCAAGAAACCUUAUGAAUGCAAUGAAUGUGGGAAAGCCUUCAGUCAGAAGGCAGGACUGAAUGGACAUCAGAACAUUCAUACUGGAAAGAACACUUAUAAAUGUAGUGAAUGUGGAAAGAGCUUUAGUCAAAAGUCAAGCCUUGUAUAUCAUCUGAGAAUUCAUACUGGAGAGAAACUUUUUGAAUGUAACGAAUGUGGGAAGGUCUUCCAUAAGAAGAGAACACUUACUGAACAUCAAAAUAUUCAUUCUGGAGAGAAACCAUAUGAAUGUAAUGAAUGUGGGAAGGCCUUCAGUCACAAGGCAGGACUUACCUGUCAUGAGAAAAUUCAUACUGGAGAGAAACCAUAUGAAUGUGAUACGUGUGGUAAGGCUUUUAGCAGGAAAUCUGUUUUUAGUGACCAUCAGAAAAGUCAUACUGGAGAGAAACCUUAUCAGUGUAAUGAAUGUGGGAAAGCCUUCACCAGGAGGACAAUCCUUACUCAACAUCAAAAAAUUCAUACUGGAGAAAAACCUUACAAAUGUAAUGAAUGUGGGAAAGCCUUCAGUCAGAAAAUAGGACUUACCUACCAUCAGAAUAUUCAUACUGGAGAGAAACCUUAUGAAUGUAACAAUUGUGGUAAAGCCUUCAGUCAGAAGACAGGACUUACAAGACAUCAGAAAAUUCAUACUGGAGAGAAACCUUAUAAAUGCAAUGAAUGUGGGAAGGCCUUCAAUCAGAAGAGAACACUUACUGAACAUCAAAAUAUUCAUACUGGAGAGAAACCUUAUGAAUGUAAUGAAUGUGGGAAGGCUUUCAAUCAAAAGAACGCACUUACUGAACAUCAAAAUAUUCAUACUGGAGAAAAACCUUAUGAAUGUAAUGAAUGUGGGAAAGCCUUCACUCAGAAGAGAACACUUAUGGAACAUCGGAAUAUUCAUACUGGAGAGAAACCUUAUGAGUGUAAUGAAUGUGGUAAAGCCUUUGGUCAGAAGACAGGACUUAAUAAACAUCAGAAAUGUCACACUGGAGAGAAACCAUAUCAGUGUAAUCAAUGUGAGAAAGCCUUCACCAGGAGGACAAGACUUACUCAACAUCAGAAAAUUCAUACUGGAGAGAAGCCUUAUGAAUGUAAUGAAUGUGGAAAAGCUUUCAGAGAGAAGACAGGCCUUAUUCAACAUCAGAAAAUUCAUACUGGAGAAAAACCAUAUCAGUGUAAUCAGUGUGGGAAGGCUUUUAGCAGGAAGAUGAUUCUUACUCAACAUCAGAAAACCCACAAGGGAAAGAUUUCAUCAGAACGUAGGAAGGACUUCAUUUGGAAGACAACACUUGAACAUCAGAAAUUUAACAUAGGAGAGAAAAUUUUGGAAUAUAACAAAGGGCUAUUGGCAGAGAAGACAUAUUAUUAAAUAUUAUUCUAUUAAAUUGUGUCUUAUUAAAUCUUAGAAACAGGAAAUAAAACUUAAUGAAUUUGUGAAAGCCAUCCACGGGAGCUUAGAACUUGUCCAGAAUACAAUCCAUACUGGAGAGAAACUUAAUUUCAGGAAAGCCUUUGUUUAGAAGAAGAGACUUACUGAACUUUUUAAAAUACUGGAGAGGAACCUUAAUACUCUGAUGACAUGCUUAGGUAGUAAAGUGUCUAAGAAUACCAGAUUUGGAGUCAGGAAGACCUGAGUUCAAAUUCUACCUUAGUAGGUCUGUGACUCUUGGAGAGUCACUUGAUGUCUCUUGACUUUAGUUACUCCAUCUGUAAAUGAGGGAUAAUAUUAGGGUUGCUUUGAAAAUCCAAUGAAAUAAAAUAUGUACAUGGUUUUGCCAGUCUUAAAGCACUAUCUGCUAGCUUUACAGAAAUGAUUGUAGAAAGGACUUUGUGAAGGAGAUAUACCUAGUGGAACAUCAAGAAGUCAUACAAGAGGAAACCUUUAUGAAUAUAAUAUAUUUUGGGUUGUUAACCACUGGAACUCAGAACUUAUUGAACCCUACAGAUUUUAUAUCAAAGAUAAAACUAAUGAUCAUAAUGCACAUGGAAUGACCUUCCAAUAGGGCAGCAUGCUCUCUUAACAUCAGAAAUUUCAUAGUGUACAGAAGUGGUACAAUGACAAUUGUUGCAAAGCCUUUCACUACAGAGAAUGUAUAAAAGUUUAUCUUUUAAGUCUUCCUUCAUAGAAAAAUUAGAAACGAGGGAGGUCUUUUCUACAUGGCAGAUUGCUUAUUCUGUAUCAGUAGAUCAAACUGGAGAAGAUCAUAUGAAUAUAAUUAACUUGGAGGUAUUCCUCACGAACAAACAGGAUACAUGCUGGAGAAUAAUAUACUGGACUGGAUAUCAUGGUUUCAGUAUGAAGGAGCAUGGGUGGUGGUUUAGCUAAUGAAUGCACUGAUAAUUUAAAAAGGUAGACUAAAAGCAAAUCACUUUACACUGUUCAACUAGCAUCUCAUACAGCCCAUUUCUGGUAAUUGUGCUUAAGGGGAGAAAUUUGAGUGUCAAACCAGGAGUAGGAAAUAUUCAGGAUAGAGGGGUGUUAUUUUGGGCUGCAAGAAUAUAACUCUGCCCUCCCCUCCCCCACCAUGGUAGUUUACUCAAACUUUUAUCUUUAUUUGAUUGCAGAGGAUAGAAUGAGGAGCAAGUUACAAUGAGGUAAAUAAAAGCUUGAUGUUAGGAAAAGCCUCCUAACAGAGAUGUCCAAAAGUAAAAUCAGUUGCCUUGAGGGAAGUAAUCAGUCUCUCCUAACUAGACAUUUUUGCCAAGAUGAAGCUAGAUGACUACUUGUCAGAUUUGUGGUGGUGGGGGGGAUACUAAGUGUUUCAUGUGAUCUGGAUUAGGUGGUUUCUGAAAACCCUUUUUCAAAAAUCCUAUGAUUGCUACGAUUGUUUUAUUUCCUCAGUAAUACUUUCAUCAAGAAUGUGUUUGAUGUGUCCAGUAUUCUUUUUUUAAAAAUUUUAAAACAUUUUUAUUUAAAAUUUUGAUUUUCAAAUUCUAUCCCUCCUUCCCUUUCCUCCCCUCUCCCUGAGAUGGUAAGCAAUCAGAUAUAGGUUAUACAUGUGCAAUUAUGUAAAACAUACCCAUAUUAGUCAUUUUAUACAAGAAGACUAAUAAAAAAAAGAAAAGUAGUAUGCUU
Messenger RNA from Trichosurus vulpecula (common brushtail), 4264 nucleotides. RefSeq names its product zinc finger protein 260-like. The transcript is spliced from 5 exons. Lineage: Eukaryota; Metazoa; Chordata; Mammalia; Diprotodontia; Phalangeridae. The record is from RefSeq and is a predicted model, not a curated record. Bases 137 to 2557 code for a protein of 806 amino acids. Gene Ontology annotation, biological process: regulation of cytokine production; negative regulation of transcription by RNA polymerase II; regulation of immune system process.